This is a messenger RNA of Vitis riparia (riverbank grape), 756 nucleotides long. RefSeq names its product acyl-coenzyme A thioesterase 13. Bases 30 to 506 code for a protein of 158 amino acids. Gene Ontology annotation, molecular function: fatty acyl-CoA hydrolase activity. Lineage: Eukaryota; Viridiplantae; Streptophyta; Magnoliopsida; Vitales; Vitaceae. The transcript has 3 exons. The record is from RefSeq and is a predicted model, not a curated record.
GUCUGCAGAACAUGGAGAAAUGAGCUCAAAUGGGGAAAACAAUAGAGCUCUUGAAAUUAACCGUCGAUGAAUCGCGAAUCGUCUCGCAGCUCAACGUUCCCCCUCACCGACCCAACCUCGAAUCCAGUUUCUACGAAGAAUUUUCCAUCAGAGGUAUCCGAGUCGACCGAGUGGAACCCGGUCUAAUCACCUGUACCUUCAAGGUUCCUGCUCGACUCAUCGAUAGGAAUGGAUAUUUGUCUUCGGGUGCAAUUGCGACCCUAGUUGAUGAAAUUGGUGCUGCUCUGCUGUUUGUUGUGGGCUCCCCCAUGGAUGUUUCAGUGGACAUGUCAAUCUCUUAUCUUUCAAAUGCCAAGGCCGAAGAUGAGUUGGAGAUUACCUCGAAAUUAUUAGGACAAAAAGGAGGUUAUUUUGGAACACUUGUGCUUCUCAAGAACAAAGCAACUGGAGAAAUAGUUGCCGAAGGUCGGCAUUCACUGUUCAAGAAACAUGCUAGCAAACUCUAAUCUUUUUUCAUUCCUCUUUGUUUGGUGAAUUUGAAUUGGAGCAGCAACAGGAAACUAUGGUCUCAGGGAGCCACAGAUGUAUGUUGUUGCUAUUUUAUUGUGAUCUUGUAUCUUUCAUGGAGGAUUAAGCUCAAUACUACUAGGAUAUGUAAACACUUUACUAGAUAUUGUUUGGUAAUUCUGGAAAAUGAAGCAAGAUUUGAUCUUCAUAUUACUUCACUAUUAAAUAAAUGUGGCUUCUUCGCAGAAA